Molecule: messenger RNA, 5012 nt
Organism: Amblyraja radiata (thorny skate)
Lineage: Eukaryota; Metazoa; Chordata; Chondrichthyes; Rajiformes; Rajidae
Product: activin receptor type-2A
Exons: 12
Coding region: 447-2012 (521 amino acids)
Biological process (GO): activin receptor signaling pathway; cellular response to growth factor stimulus; protein phosphorylation
Cellular component (GO): activin receptor complex; plasma membrane
Molecular function (GO): activin binding; ATP binding; activin receptor activity
Source: RefSeq, a predicted model, not a curated record
GGGGGGAGGAAACAAAAACAACUCAACGCCAUUUUGGACUUAGGCCUACUUUGCUAAUUAUGAAUUCCGGGAGACUUCGAGCACACCAUUCGCAUCAAAUGAGCUGAGGAUUUGUACUGUGGCUUUUCCCUUUCUUAUAAUCCUUCAUCGCCCCCCCCUUUUCCCCCUUACGCGAAUUGCGUUUUAUUAUUUUUAUUGGAACGUGCGCUCUGAGCGAACCAACUCAUCGUGUGUAUGUGGGGAAAAAAAAGACGACCGAAGUGUGAUGCGCCUCAAAUUCCCAUCUUUUCUGAAUGAAGUUGCCCGCUGAAGAAGAAAAAAGGUGGAUCGCAGCCAGUAACUAGUCAGGAGACGUGGUGGAGCCGCAGAGAAAUUUCUUUCCUUUGGAAGCGAAACGUUUUAUUUUGAUUAGUCCAUUUUCUUAAAGCUGUCCAAAAAAACUCAUCAUGGGAGCUGGUACCAAGCUUGCGUUUGUUGUGUUUUUGAUUUCGUGCUCUUCGGGUGCUAUACUCGGUCGAUCCGAGAAGCAAGUAUGCAUUAUCUAUAAUGCAAAUAGGGAGAAAGACCGAACAAAUCACACUGGGAUUGAGAACUGCGUUGAAGAAAAAGAUAAACGGGGACACUGUUAUGCCACGUGGAAGAACUCCUCUGGUACCAUUGAAAUUGUGAAAGGAGGCUGCUGGCUGGAUGAUUGGAACUGCUAUGACAAGGGCGAAUGUAUCGAGACAAAAGAGAGCCCUGAAGUGUUCUUCUGUUGUUGCGAAGGAAGCAAGUGUAAUGAGAGAAUUUUUCAUGUCCCAAUCGUUCAGGAUGUACCAUCAACAUCAAAUCCUGUUACAAUGAGGCCACCGCUCUUCAAUACUUUACUUUAUUCACUGGUACCCAUUAUGGGAUUUGCAGUGGUUGUGUUGUUCUCUUUCUGGAUGUAUAGACACCACAAGUUGGCAUAUCCACCAGUACUUGUACCAACUCAGCAUGCCUUUCAUAUAGAGAUAGAGGACCCUGGACCAAUACCACCUUCUCCAUUGCUUAGUCUGAAACCUCUGCAGCUACUGGAGGUCAAAGCCAGAGGACGCUUUGGUUGUGUAUGGAAGGCCCAACUACUUAAUGAGUAUGUGGCAGUGAAAAUAUUCCCAAUUCAGGACAGACAGUCCUGGCAAAAUGAAUAUGAAAUAUACACUUUACCUGGAAUGAACCAUGAAAAUAUUUUAGACUUCCUUGGUGCAGAGAAAAGAGGCUCAAAUAUUGACAUGGAGCUAUGGUUGAUAUCUUCAUUCCAUGAAAAGGGUUCUCUGACAGAUUAUCUGAAAGCUAAUGUGCUGUCUUGGAAUGAAUUAUGCCAUAUUGCUGAGAGCCUGGCUAGAGGACUAGCAUAUCUUCAUGAAGAUAAACCUGGUUUAAAAGACGGACACAAGCCUGCAGUUGCCCACCGGGACUUCAAAAGUAAAAAUGUGCUGCUGAAAAAUAAUCUCACUGCAUGUAUAGGAGAUUUUGGUUUGGCUUUGAGAUUUGAAGCUGGGAAGUCGGCAGGUGACACCCACGGCCAGGUUGGCACCAGAAGAUACAUGGCUCCAGAGGUCUUGGAAGGUGCAAUAAACUUCCAGCGUGAUGCAUUCCUUAGGAUAGAUAUGUAUUCAGUGGGACUUGUGCUCUGGGAAUUAGCAUCAAGAUGCACAGCUACUGAUGGGCCAGUGGAUGAAUAUAUGUUGCCAUUUGAAGAGGAAGUUGGACAGCAUCCAUCCCUUGAAGAUAUGCAAGAGGUGGUUGUGCACAAGAAGAUGAGGCCUGUUUUCAGAGAAUAUUGGCUAAAGCACGCUGGGAUGGCUAUGUUGUGCGAGACCAUAGAAGAAUGCUGGGAUCAUGAUGCAGAGGCACGAUUGUCUGCAGGUUGUGUCGCAGAACGUAUCACUCAGAUGCGAAGACUAAUGACCACGAUUAAUACAGAUAACAUAGUGACUGUAGUUACUAUGGUAACAAAUGUUGACUUUCCACCCAAAGAAUCCAGCCUAUGAUGGCUUCAAAGGUCAUGAAGCAGACCAAUAGACUACAGCAGAGCUGCUAUCUCCUGAAUUUAUUUCACUGGUUACAACAAACAAUUCAGUAUCUUGUCCUUGCGCACUUAACAGAACUGGUGGCCAUUGCAGUGGCAAGUGGACAAUAGAGGCAACAGGUACUACAUUCAGUGAUCCAGUCAGAGAUGAUGUUGAAGAUAACGUGGUUGUUGAAAAGAUCACUUGAUACUUCAUUGUGCAUCGCUCGGGAUAUUGGAAGGUAACUCUUUUUGCAGCAAGAAAGCUAAGCACGUAUCAAACAUCGCUCUCAAAUUUGACAACAUGAGCUUAGUUGGAGUGCACCAGAUAACUGGCUUCUCAUGAAGAUGUCGCAGUCCCUCAGAUGGAUUACUGUUAAUUUUUAAUAACAGUACAUUUAAUUUCAGAAAGAAGUGCGAUUCAUUUUUAUUGCAUUUAAUAUUUGCGUUCACAAAAGAACUAUUGUAAUGCCAAUAUGACAUAGCUUGUGAAUGUUCAGUGUGCUGCUGUUAUAUGUAUAAACAAAUCAAGGUUUUUUGGGACAUAGCAAAGAAGCUUCAAGCAUUACAUUAUAACCAUAAACCUCCCUCAACAAGGUAUACCUCAGUUUCCAUAUUUGAUAAACUAUAUUAGUAAUUUUAGUUUAACACUAACUGACUUUAAUUGACAGUUGACCUUAAAUGUGAUUUAAGUAUUAAUUCACUACAAUUAUACUAUACCUUUCUAUGCCAAUGGGAGAAGGCUAUUCAAAACAGUGUUUCUGCCUUGUUGUGCAAGCUCCAUGUAAUAAUUUCUAUCAUGCAGUUGUCUGCUUUUAAUAGCUCCUUUGCUACGCGAAGCUUUGGAAAUAUCUUUUGCCCAAAAUUGGCUUUCAAAUGCACUUCCUUAUUUUAGAUUUGCCGUGUCUAUAGAGAAUUCAGAGAUGUACGCAUGCUUUUCUGUUUUUAAACUUGCAAGAUAUAGUUAACACUGGAGGUGUUUUUUUUAAUUUGAAUGCUUUUAUUUUGAAAAGUAAUAUAUCCUUUGUUUUCUUUCAUUACACAUGUAAAGUAAUUUUGCAUACCUGUUAUAAGUGCAGUCAUUAAUCUACUGUGUCACUGUACCAACGUAACCUCAGGAAUUUGUUACCUGAAACCCUCUCUGUUUUGAGUUGUGGUGACAAUCCUACACUAAUGUCAGUGCCAUUUUAGUAAGCUUAGAAAAACUUACAAGGCAACAGAAAUAUUUUUUUUAAAGAAUAAUAUAUGCAAUAGAUACAAAUACAGCUGACAGGUAUUAACUUCUGUUCUUAAACAAUAUUAUGGUUUUAUACUUAAUGCAAAACUGACACGUCAAAAGUAACCACUGCAUUUGCUGCUCAGUUUACCUAUUCAGGGUCAGGGUUCAGUUAUCUUUAACCAAGUGUAACCCAUGCUUGCAUUGUGGCAGUUCACCCAAAUGCCUCAGUACAAAACUGCAUAAUGUGGGUAUCAUAAAGACCAUUGAACUCCACUGACUCGGCAAGUAAUGAUUAGGUGCCAAAUGUUCUGGAUAGAUGACACUAAAGUCUACGCUGCAUUUUUGUAGUUUUAUUCUUAGAAAAAGGAUCAAUCAUCGGACUGGACUAACAGUAUUAUAACAAAUUUGCUCAAUUACAGUUAACUUUAAUUUUGGGAAUAAUCAUUGUAAAUGAAUAGUCUCAGUAUUGUAAAGGGGGAGGGUGAACAACUCGUGGUUGUAACACAUUGCUGCCAACGGCUGAGGUAGAAAAGGGGGGCGAGGUCCUGCAACAUGAAUGUGGGGAAUUAGGUAGUAGAUUAAAUAACACAACCUCUAUGAUUGUAAUCUGUAGGUUACCUCCAGUGUGUAAAGAAAAUAGGUCAGAUGAAUACAUGACUAAGGGAAUGGUUUCAGAGGGAGGUUUUUGUGAUCAUUGAGACACUCCUAGGAUUGGCUGGGACUAUACAAGGCCAGAUUGUACCUGAAUCAGGACAGGUCCUAAAUUGUUGCAUGGAGGUUUGCUCAUACUGUUGGAGCGGUUUUAAACUAUUGUGGCAAGGGAGUGGGACACAGAGGGAAUGUACAUUUGGGAAGGGAAUGCAAACAACUAUAGAACAAAAGCUAGAUCAGACCAGCAGGUGGAGCAGACACAGGCACAUGAAUGGACUGGGAAGCUAGAAUGCUUUAAUGGAAUAGCGAUUGCAGAGACAUGGUGCCGCAAAGAAAGGGUAAGCAUCUCUGUGUCCCAGGGUAUCGGAUCUUCAAGCCGGGUAGCGGGUUAGAUAUAUCAGAGGUGGUAUCGUAGUGAUGAUUAGGGAUUCCAACUGUGCAGCACUUAGAGAGGAUAUCCUAGAAAAUUCUUAAAAUGAAACCCUUAGAUGGGUGGUCACUUUGAACUUGUACUAUAGUUCUCCCAACAGUCAGCAGGAGAUAAAGGAGAUACAUAGGCAAUUCGGAAGUGUUACAGUUGUUUUAAACUUUUAAACUUUGCCAGUAUUAACUAGGAUCACGUUUCAGUGUGGAAAGGAUUAGAUGGAGUGUGAUUUUUAUAGUGUAUUCAAGAGAGCUGGUGCUGGUACAUUAAUAGCGUUUGUAGGGAUGGGUCGGGGCUAGACCUAAUUGUGGGGCAUGAAGCUGGGUAUGCAGAUGAAGUGUCAGUGAUUGAACACUUUGGAGGUGACGACUUCAACUCUUAAGUAUUAAAGUGAUUAUGGAAAAGGGGUAAGGAUGAUAUGGAAAUCAAGUUUCUAAAUUGGGGAGGGCAAAUUUCUACAAGAUUAGACACAACCUGGUAAUCUUUGCAGCUGUUUGCAGAUCAAUCUAUGUCCAGCAGGUGGGAAUCUGUUUAAGUGAAGCAUUAGGUUCAGGGCCAGCAUGUUGCUGUAAAUAUGAACGGUGAGGAAGGCAAAUCACAGAUAUCACAGGUUUGAUUAAGAAAAGGAAACAUAUAUACUGAAAAGGAGGGCAUCCCUUCAGGAGUAUAGGGUGUAGCCCGGGUGCUCA